This is a messenger RNA of Pieris brassicae (large cabbage white), 2214 nucleotides long. RefSeq lists its product as uncharacterized. Gene Ontology annotation, cellular component: lysosome; membrane raft; late endosome membrane. The record is from RefSeq and is a predicted model, not a curated record. Gene Ontology annotation, biological process: cellular response to amino acid stimulus; regulation of receptor recycling; positive regulation of TOR signaling. The transcript is spliced from 5 exons. NCBI's taxonomy places the organism in Eukaryota, Metazoa, Arthropoda, Insecta, Lepidoptera, Pieridae. Gene Ontology annotation, molecular function: guanyl-nucleotide exchange factor activity; molecular adaptor activity. The coding region runs from base 91 to 639 and encodes 182 amino acids.
AAAUUGAAUCUGAUUGAUGAUUCUUGCUGUGAAAUUUAAUUUACGCUAAUUUCAAUUUUCUAUUUAUAUCCUCAAACUAACAAAACAUUUAUGCAGUCAGACGAUGAAAACUGUGCGUUGCAUACAUGCUUCGACUUCCUGAAAACCGCAGUCAUGGGGUGCUGCUAUAGUAUAUGCCACAAUGAUUCAGAUCCUCAGGAUAAUGUCCCUAACGAAAGGACGCAUCUUCUUGAGGUCCCCGAGCAGCAGCAGGAAACACCAUCUCCUACCAUGUGUGCUUCUACACCUCCUCGAAAACCAGAUGAGCAGAGUGCUCUAAAUAGGAUACUACAUGAGACUGCUACUAAUGUAAUAGAUGUGGGGGCUCUAGGCCCAUACUCGCUAGAAGCUAAUGCGUAUAGUGAACGAGUGAGAGCCUACACGGCCAGAGCAGCUUCUGCAGCACUACCUCCACCGAUACCUGUAAAAUUAUUAGCUGACGUUCCACCGACCCUUUCCAAAGUGAUUCUCAAUGGUCCGCCACCAGAUUGUGCAGAUAAAGAGCUGAUAACGAAUGCAGUGAAGAAAGCCGCGGCGGCCAUCUCCGAACUCAGGGUGGAGCAUCACGAAGAUUUGGUGGUGCCCUUCAGAGUGCCAUAGCGCAGGAAUGGGGCUUCGAUGUCUGACGACGCCCCUGACGUAUAGACUGAUGUCUGAUGAUUUAUGAACGUACUAUAAGCUUCAAAUAACGAAUUAAUCUUAAAUUUAAAAGAAACCAUUUUUUUUUAAUUAAAAAAAUGAUUUUUUUUUUUGUUACAAAGAUUCAAUCCAAAUUAAUUUUAAAAUUUACCAAUUUAGAUUUAUAUUUCUGUAAUGAAUUCAAAAACUACUGUACCAAUUUUGAUAUUGGAACUUUUUUUAUAUUUAAGUAUGCAGUUUAUUCCGAACGUAAUAGCUAAUUAAUGCUUAUAGUAUGUUAUGUACACAAUUAAGAGCUUAAAGCUUCAAUGGUCGUAAUCUUUGUUAAAAGUAUUAUACAGGGCGUUACUCAUAGUUGAGAAAACUUUCUUCUAACGGAUAUAAAUUUGAAUUUAUUUAACUUAAUAUUUGUUGACAAAUACGAUAGUCUAUUGAAUUGUUAUAGCGCCAUCUAUCGGCGCAAAGGUGGUACUUAUUUGGAGGAUUUGUUAUGUAGUGUAAAACGUUUAUAUCCGUUUUAAUCUUAAUACAUUUGCACUUUUACUUUGUAACAUUCUCUAUAACAUAAGACUGAAAUUAAACAAACAGAAAUUAUACCUACUUUCAAAAUAGUUAUUUGAUUUUUUUAAAAUCUUGAUUAAUUUAUGAUUUUUAAAGAUCUUAAUUAAAUUUAGAUUUUUAAAAAUUUAAAUUAAUCUAGAUUUCUUAAAAGUAAAAUUAACUAACAAUAAAAAAAAAUAAGAUUUUAAACAAAAAUUAAUUUAAAUUUUUAAUUAAUUUUAAUUUAAAUACGUUAACCUUAUACAGUAAAUCAGUUCUAUUCCCAAAUUUCUCAACUUCUUUAGGGUUCUCUCUUGAAAUUGCCUGGUAGCAAAACUAUAUCACUUGGAAAUUACAGAGUAUCAACGUUUAAGAGUUUUACACCCUGUAUAAUCGAUAUAAUGAAUGUUAUAAUGUUGCCAGUUUAUAUCAAAAACUUUUCUCUUCAUUUGUGUAUUAUUUUGUUUUCAUUCAGAUAAUAUUAAUCUAAAUAAAGGGGCAUAAAAAUAAAUUUAAUAAAUGGUAAAAUGUAUGGACAUAAAUUUUGGUCAAAUAAUAAAAAUCAAAGAUGCAAAUACAGUAAUGGGUAAACCGGUAAACAGGUAACAGGGCAGUGAUUAACUAUCGAAUCAGUCGAUUAAUAAAGGCAGUGAACAGGUUUAAAAUAAUUAUAAUAAUCUAAAAAUUUAUAAUGAUGCCCCUAUAUAACUGAUGUUUGUUUACCGGGUUUAUGUAUAAUUAAUAUUACUUUCAAAUAGUAAUAUGUUAAAAUUCUGAUUUAAGACAAUUUUAAAAACCUAGUCUAUUUCUUAAUUGAACUCUGCCAAGUAAGAGUAUUAGGUGAAUCUUUGAUUUAUAAUCCUCAGCUAUGCUAGAUAAGAAAUAUUGUAUAUAAUGUAUUUUAAUAUAGCAAUUUGUAUAAAUAAAUUUGUAAUUCCUUUGUCAUUAAGAUUGUCAAAUUCAUAUAUAAUAAAAAUUUAUUCCUGUGGUCAUUUA